AUGGUGAAUGCAGCAGCCAAGCUUUUAUCUCGAUCUGUGAGUGAGAAGGUGAUGAAAGGAAUGGACAUAAUUGUGGGAACAGUGACCUUACCGCAUAUGAGACACCCCAUUGAAUGGGGAGAAGCUGUAGAAGGUCUGUCUGAUGCUGUUGUGAACAACAGAAUACACGGCGACUGCGCUGAUGUAAGAAGAGCCAGCGAAUACCUAGCAAGACGAAUACUACGCACUCUACUCGUUGAGAUGAAAGAAGAAAAACAAAGGAGGAAACUAAGCAAUUCAUCGUGCGAAGAAAAACAGGAUUUUUAUAACCCGGAUGCAGUAGCGAGUCCUUGA
Messenger RNA from Leptosia nina, 333 nucleotides. Lineage: Eukaryota; Metazoa; Arthropoda; Insecta; Lepidoptera; Pieridae. The record is from the annotation of a GenBank genome assembly.